Molecule: messenger RNA, 1012 nt
Organism: Carassius auratus (goldfish)
Lineage: Eukaryota; Metazoa; Chordata; Actinopteri; Cypriniformes; Cyprinidae
Product: tankyrase-1-like
Exons: 4
Coding region: 22-885 (287 amino acids)
Biological process (GO): protein K6-linked ubiquitination
Cellular component (GO): BRCA1-BARD1 complex; BRCA1-A complex
Molecular function (GO): protein binding; ubiquitin-protein transferase activity
Source: RefSeq, a predicted model, not a curated record
CUUCCCGGAAGUUCUCCCCGAAUGUUUUCGCUGCCAGAGGGGGAUUUGAGUGCGAAAAUGGCGACGUCUCGUCGCACUUCCCAGCAGCAACAACAACAAAACUUAUCCUCCCCACCAAGACCCGACCCCAGUCUCCUCACUCCUCCAGAAUCCCCCACAGACACCGGCGGCUCCGCGGCUGGCGAGAGGCCGGAAAGCAUCGGUGAUCCGGAUAUCGCUGCUGAAGUCCCCGCUCCGCUCCUCAGCACCAGCAGCAGUAGCUCCAGCUCGAGCAGCGCUAGCUCGUCUACCACCGGCGGGGGCAGUAGUGCGGCCUCCACUCCCGACUCCGGUAGUGCCAGUCCUGGAGGCAGCGUCUGCGGGACGAGUGGGGCUUUCAGGGAGCUGUUUGAGGCCUGCAGGAAUGGGGACGUGUCUCGGGUGAAGAGGCUGGUGGAUUCGGUCAAUGUAAACGCUAAGGACAUGGCCGGGCGCAAGUCCACCCCGCUUCACUUCGCUGCAGGUUUUGGAAGGAAAGAUGUGGUGGAACAUCUCUUGCAGACGGGGGCCAAUGUGCAUACACGAGACGAUGGGGGAUUGAUCCCGCUGCACAACGCCUGUUCCUUCGGUCACGCCGAGGUGGUCAGCUUGUUGCUUUGUCAAGGAGCCGAUCCCAAUGCUAGAGACAACUGGAAUUACACUCCGCUCCAUGAAGCCGCCAUCAAGGGCAAAAUUGAUGUAUGCAUCGUUCUGCUCCAGCACGGCGCCGAUCCCAACAUCCGCAACACUGACGGCAAGUCUGCCCUGGACCUGGCUGACCCGUCCGCUAAAGCUGUUCUCACCGCUUUGAAAUGGAGCAGUGUUAUGCAUCAGUAUUUCCACGUUCGGUGUGCUUGUGUAAAGUGAGACUGUUGUUGUCCUUGAGCGCUUCUCUGCCUGUGUGCGCUCUCUCCGUAUUAGGGAUGGGUGACUAUAUAGAAUAUCCAGGAUUUAUUUGCGAUGAUUUUAAAAUAAAGAUACGUUUUGAGGAAUU